This is a messenger RNA of Nothobranchius furzeri (turquoise killifish), 2616 nucleotides long. It is a transcript of the gene pfkma, whose product is annotated as phosphofructokinase, muscle a. The record is from RefSeq and is a predicted model, not a curated record. Gene Ontology annotation, molecular function: monosaccharide binding; AMP binding; fructose-6-phosphate binding. Gene Ontology annotation, biological process: fructose 1,6-bisphosphate metabolic process; fructose 6-phosphate metabolic process; canonical glycolysis. Gene Ontology annotation, cellular component: membrane; 6-phosphofructokinase complex; cytoplasm. NCBI's taxonomy places the organism in Eukaryota, Metazoa, Chordata, Actinopteri, Cyprinodontiformes, Nothobranchiidae.
UAUUUAGUAGAGCCAUGAGUGAGACUGUUGGAGUUGUCAGUGGGAGGGGGUGAGAGUGGAAACGGUAGUCCUCAAAUCCUGUGACUCCCCCUUUGAGCAGUGAAGGAGGAGCACUCUGUCAUUUCCUCUGGCCCUCUCCACUUCAGGACACCGGUCAUCCCCUAACAUGUCCAAGGACCCUCAUCCAACAAUGGAUCCCACGAAGAUGGGCCUUGGACGGUCCAUUGCUGUGUUGACAUCAGGAGGAGAUGCCCAGGGUAUGAAUGCUGCUGUGAGAGCUACGGUUAGAGUUGGCCUCUACACUGGAGCCAAAGUCUACUUUGUUCAUGAGGGCUAUCAGGGCCUGGUGGAUGGAGGUGAGAACAUCUGCCCUGCCACCUGGGAGAGCGUUUCCAUGAUGCUGCAGCUGGGGGGCACCGUCAUCGGUAGCGCUCGCUGCAAAGACUUCAGAACCAGGGAGGGGCGCAUGAAGGCGGCCUGCAACCUGGUGAAGCUCGAGAUCACCAACCUGUGCGUGAUAGGAGGAGACGGCAGUUUGACCGGCGCCAACGAGUUCAGGACUGAGUGGAGCGGCCUGUUAGUCGACCUGGUCCGAGCUGGAAAGAUUACUCAAGAAGAGGCCAAGAAAUCCUCUCACUUGAACAUCGUCGGCAUGGUCGGUUCCAUCGACAACGAUUUCUGUGGCACCGAUAUGACCAUCGGCACCGACUCUGCCCUGCAUCGCAUCAUCGAGGUGAUGGACUCCAUCACCACAACUGCACAAAGCCACCAGAGGACUUUUAUUUUGGAGGUCAUGGGCAGACACUGUGGGUACCUGGCCCUGGUGACGGCUCUGGCCUGUGCUGCUGACUGGGUGUUUAUUCCCGAGAUGCCACCAGAUGACGGCUGGGAGGACCACCUGUGCAGGAGGCUGACAGACCAAAGAGCUCGAGGUUCCCGUCUGAAUGUGAUCAUUGUUGCAGAGGGCGCGCUCGCCAAAGACGGCAAACCGAUUUCAUCUGACCUGAUCAAAAAGCUGGUGACAGACAGGCUCGGCUUUGACACCCGCACCACGGUUCUUGGACACGUCCAGAGAGGAGGGACGCCCUCAGCCUUCGACAGGAUCCUAGGUAGCAGGAUGGGUGUGGAGGCAGUGAUGGCGUUGCUGGAGGCCACUCCAGACACUCCUGCCUGUGUGGUCAGCCUAUCAGGAAACCAGGCGGUCAGACUUCCCCUCAUGGAGUGUGUGCAAUUAACCAAAGACGUGACGGCGGCCAUGAGUCAGGGCAAAUUUGAGGAAGCCAUCAAGCUCAGAGGAAAGAGCUUCGAGAAUAACUGGAACUCGUACAAGCUGCUGGCCCACAUCAAUCCUCCUGAUGUGAAGAGCAACAUCAACAUGGCUGUGAUGAAUAUCGGCGCUCCCUGCGCUGGGAUGAACGCGGCGGUUCGUGCAACAGUCAGGAUGGGAAUCAUCCAGGGUCACAACAUGCUGGCUGUCCAUGAUGGUUUUGAGGGUCUGGCUCACGGGCAGAUUGAACCCAUCACCUGGAACUCUGUGAGCGGCUGGAUUGGAAAAGGAGGCUCAAUGUUGGGCACCAAGAGAACUCUUCCAGGUAAACUGUUGGAUGAAAUCAGUCAGAACUUGGCCAGGUUCAACAUCCACGCUUUGGUGAUCAUUGGUGGAUUUGAGGCCUACGUUGGAGGUCUGGAGCUGGUCCAGGCUAGAGAGAAAUACGAGGAGAUGUGCAUUCCCAUGGUGAUCAUCCCUGCUACGGUCUCCAACAACGUUCCUGGCUCCGAGUUCAGCAUCGGAACUGACACUGCUCUCAACACCAUCACCUCUACCUGCGACAGAAUCAAGCAGUCUGCAGCCGGGACGAAGCGCCGUGUCUUCAUCGUGGAGACGAUGGGAGGGUACUGCGGCUACCUGGCCACCAUGGCGGGUCUGGCUGCUGGAGCUGAUGCUGCCUACAUCUUUGAGGAAAAAAUCACAAUCAGAGAUCUAGAGGUGAACGUGAGACAUCUUGUGGAGAAGAUGAAGACGACGGUAAAAAGAGGUUUGAUUCUCAGGAAUGAAAACUGCAGCUCUAACUACACCACUGACUUCAUCUUCAACCUGUACUCCGAGGAAGGUAAAGGCGUCUUCGACUGCCGUAAGAACGUCCUCGGACACAUGCAACAGGGUGGAACCCCAACACCUUUCGACAGGAACUUUGGCACAAAGAUGGGAGCCAAGUCUAUUCUGUGGCUGACUGAGAAGCUCAAAGACUGUUACAGACAUGGUCGCAUCUUUGCCAACACUCCGGAUUCUGCCUGUGUGCUGGGCAUGAGGAAGAGGUCGCUCACCUUCCAGCCUCUUGCCGACCUGAAGGAGGACACAGAUUUUGAGCACCGCAUCCCAAAGACUCAGUGGUGGCUGAAAAUCAGACCCAUCAUGAAGAUCCUGGCCAAGUAUGACAUCAAACUGGACACAUCCGAACACGCCGACAUGGAGCAUGUGAUCAGCAAGAGGAUACCUCUCAGGAAGUAGAACCAGUUUCUAUGGUUUAAAAGAGGUGUUCUCUCUGUUCUGUUACAUGUUUUAAAUGUCCAACCACCUUUUCUCGUGCCUUAAUAAAAGAGCUGCUGUCUACUUCA